CAGAUUGACUCKUUGUCUCGCGCUCCCUCGAAUCCAACAUGGCUGACGACCUUCUUGGUGACUCAUCUUACGGCGAAGAAACAGCCGAAGAUCCUGCUGCUGACUUCCUAGCAAGAGAACAAGACGAACUAGCUGAACUAGGAGAAGAUUUAGAAGGCGUUGGAAAUGCAGAUGAGGGUGAUAAUUUCGAUUUGUUAGAAGACAGCACAGAACCAGUCGUAAAUGGAUUUGGGGAAGAAGAAAAUGAUAGUUCCUCCGCCCAACAAUCUGCUGCAAGUUUACURUCAAGACAAGAAGAACCAGAAUCUGUCAAAAAAUGGAGAGAGGAAAAAGCUGCACUUCUCGAAAAAAUGGACGAAGAGGAAAGAGAAGCGAUACAAGAAUGGAGAGAGCAAGCAAAGAAGGAACUUAAUGACUGGUAUGACAGACGUGAUGAACAAUUAGGAAAAACAAAAUCAACUAAUAGAGCUGACGAGGAAGAGUUCGUAUCUGACAGAGAUGAUACAUCGAAACCAGGACACGAUUGGGAGAAAGUYUGCAAAGCCUGCGACUUUAAUCCCAAAGGAACUAAGAACAAUAAGGAUGUUUCUCGCAUGCGUUCAAUCUUUCUUCAACUCAAACAGAACCCUCUCGUCAGAGACUAAUUAUAACCCUCAUGUUAAGUAUUUUGAAUUGUCACAGUGGUGGAGUUUGUAUCUAAUUAGUCUUCAAAUUAUAUUGUCAAAAAAUGGUAAAGUUAAUCUCGGCUUUAUAGGGAGAGAAGGUUGAAAGUAUAUUGUACUUUUUCAAAAAAUUACUAACUUUAUAGGAAUGUAAUGUUGUUUCUUUCUUUGAUUUCGCUGACAAACAAUCUUUUUCUUCUUGUUGCUAUAAACGUCUGUGCUUGUAUGAUGAUGCCGCAGACUACCAUUUCACAUUUGCUUUCCCUUUCUUUUAUUUCUCUCUUCCCAUUGUUAUGGGACUUGGAGGAACGAAAACAGUUUUAUAAGGAAUUAAGUUUUAAAGUAUUGUUGGUAGCAAUCAAAGAUACUUUGCAAUUGUUGAAGUUAUUGUUUUUGUAUGGCAACUGCUUUCUAAUAUUCUUUCAAUCAUAAAUUUUGCUUUAAAAUACUAAAAUAACUAAAAGUUAAAACACAGAAACAGAGGGUAACAAAAACAGCCAUUUUUAUUCCAUGAAAAGCAGUGUCUUUUUCUACAAGGGUCAUAUAAUGUUGUAUUUUUUUUCUUACGCUGUGCAUAAAGGUCCUUCAACCCAUUCAAAUUUAAUUUAAUUCUCUUGUAUUUGCAUCACAAAUAUAAAGCUUUUCAUUUCAAUAUUGGUGUUUUUAGAUACACCAAUAUCUUAUCACCUCCACCAACUUAACCACUAAUUAAUAAAAUAAUAUUCAAGGGAAUAACAUUGUAUCAAAAUUGGAAAACAUUAGCACUCAUCUAUAGUGAGGUCCUCAGCAAUAGACUUUAUUCAUGGUGUGACAAUGUUUUCCCAAUUGAACAUGACAAACCUCAAGGGGAAUAAACAGCUAUAGUUUUGAAACUCGUCGGAAUAUCGUUAUUCCUUUGUAUCCUUUGGGAUACUUUUUCGAAGAGAAAAACAAAAGAAAAUGAAUCCUCUGGAGGUUUGUCACGCAGAAUUGGGAAAACAUUGUAAYACCACGACUCGGGUCYAUUAUUCGAACAGCUAAGCUAAAAGUUGAUUGUAACCCCAUUGUUUUUGAUUCUGGAGUAUCUCUGUACUGUUGUACCUGGCUGUUUUUGUUGGUCCAAUGUAGGCAUUGUUUUGGAUAACUGUCGGCUUGUUUUAAUUUUUAUUGUAUGGUCGGUCUUGUUUAUACAAUGUAACUAUAUGAUAGAAGUAGUAAUUUAGACACAGAAUUCAUGAUCAUGGUAUACGCUAUAAGAUGAUUUCUUGUAAAGCAGUUCAGUAGGAAUAAAUAUCUUCUCUUUUUA
Molecule: messenger RNA, 1947 nt
Organism: Actinia tenebrosa (Australian red waratah sea anemone)
Lineage: Eukaryota; Metazoa; Cnidaria; Anthozoa; Actiniaria; Actiniidae
Product: clathrin light chain A
Biological process (GO): clathrin-dependent endocytosis; intracellular protein transport
Cellular component (GO): clathrin coat of trans-Golgi network vesicle; plasma membrane; clathrin coat of coated pit
Molecular function (GO): clathrin heavy chain binding; structural molecule activity
Source: RefSeq, a predicted model, not a curated record